Mucor mucedo is the source of this 2066-nucleotide messenger RNA. RefSeq lists its product as uncharacterized. NCBI's taxonomy places the organism in Eukaryota, Fungi, Mucoromycota, Mucoromycetes, Mucorales, Mucoraceae. The record is from RefSeq and is a predicted model, not a curated record. The transcript has a single exon. Bases 58 to 2013 code for a protein of 651 amino acids.
AAAAAAAAAAAAAAAAAAAAAAAAACCAGUCUUAAUUAUGAACUCCGGGUAAGCGUAAUGGUUGUCAAAAAUUAUGUUCUUGAAUCUUUAAAUUAUACUUCUUUAAACAUGACAAAUUGGAAUGAGCUUCCACUGGAGGUAUUGAUCAAAAUCUUUACGUUUGUAAUAGACCCAUUUUGGGGAGGUAACAAAAAGGCAAUAGAUUACCUGCUUAUUUCGAAACAUUGGUCAUUAGCUAGCCGAACCACUGUCUACCAAAAUGUGAAUUUAAAUAUGAAACGUUUCGACGCAUUUAUUGAAUGCAUGCUCAAGCCCAACAAUGGUCCAUUUGUCAAAACUAUAAAUUGGAAGGGCACAUUAGAUACAGAUAGACUAGAAGCCAACCUGGAUCGACUCAUAGCAGCAUGUCCAAACGUUACCAGUCUGGGAAUAGGAUUAUGGAGAGAUCCAAACGAGUCGAUUUUUGCCAAGCUGUUAUUAGUGCAUUGUAUGACUAAAAACGGAUUAAAACUAAAGGAGAUUCCUAGCCACUCUGGAGAAACUGAAAAUGCUGUUCGAACAUAUGGAUAUCUAGCAUAUGCCUUAAAAAAAACAUUGGAACAUAUUAAGGUGUAUGAUUGGCCUAAGGUUGAGGGUGAAUAUGUCAUGAAUGAGACAGCAAAUGCUUUAGUUGAAUUCGAAAACCUCAAAAGCAUUAGCUUCCAUUUUAAAGAUCAUGACAAUAUUUGCCAAGUUGGUUCAAAAAUACGAAAUUGCCCGACAAUUAAACAUGUAACGAUCUAUCCAAGCUCACUGACCUGUAAUAUGCAAGCGAUAACUACCAUGCCUAUCGACCCUUACAGCGUACAGCCUUUUCCCAACAUCGAUGGGUUAUAUAUAUACAAUGCAAAGAUAGCUAUUGAUAGUAGAUUAUUGGGACAUGUUAUGUACUCAUACCCCAAAGCACGGUAUUUAAUCAUAGCUGAACAGACACCUGAACCUAUAUGUGAGAUGACUAUACCUGCUACUGCUAUACUUUAUCUACAACAGCGAGGUCUACAGGUCUCUGUCGAUCUUUGGAUUCAGUUCUUUAACUACCUUAAUAUACUGGAGGCGUGUAGUGUAUCCACCAUGUUUAUUAAGGAUUAUUUGGAUGUCUUUGCUCAUUUUCCCACUUUCUGUGAUAGUCUGGAAAUCAUAUUUGGUCGUGACCAAAUGUUGAGAAUCGAGCCCUACAUCAGCGUUUACAACAAUUCCGAUGAUAUACAAUUCCUUAAAGACAGACACAUAGAUUACAGCACCUCACGCCGUACUUUAUUUUAUCUUCCUCCCACCGUGAAUGGAGCCAGUGUAGAUUUCAAAGCGAUUGUUGGAUUAUUUGAAUCAACAUUGAAGGCCUUACAUAUUGAAAUGGAUCCUGCUAUUGGAAAUAGGCUUCAAAAAAGGAUGCUAUGUUAUGCUUUGGAACAUUGUCCAGAAUUAAAUACAUUGUGGAUCACAGAAGGUGUGUUUUCUUCUUUCGAUUCCAACACUUUUAUGAAAAACGAAUCUCUGGAGUGUAUACGGUUCUUAAAUUGUAUAUUUCAAAAUGACUUUCUCUUUGAACUUUCGGGUCGAUUGUCGAACAAAAUCGAAUAUCUGGUUUUUAAUGGCUGUACUUUGGGUGGAGAAUCCCAUGAAUCGUUUGUGAUGAUCGAUAUGCCUUACCUAUCGCUUGGAUGUCUGACUUGGAAAGACGUUUCUGACUAUAGGAAUGAGAAUGUAUUGUUCAUCAAGAUCACCAAAGAUCAGGGUAUUUGUUCCUACUAUAAAAUAUCUCAUGAAUACAAGAUGACUAUAUCUUCGGCUGUUCAAUUUAAUGAAUCCAAAGACAAUGAUGAAGUCUUCACCAUGCACAUCCGUUGCUUCGAUAUUGAGAGCUUACUGGUGCAAAAGUUGCAGGCUGACUUUAUUUUUUACUUGACAAAUCCUAUCAAGGUGGGUUCUGCAGACGUGUUUAUGGACGCUCACGGCGAGGUAUUCAACAUGUUGUAAUUUAUGAUUAUCUUUUUAGUAAUAAAUAUAUUUAUAUAUAUAUAUAAACCAAA